Molecule: messenger RNA, 2114 nt
Organism: Engraulis encrasicolus (European anchovy)
Lineage: Eukaryota; Metazoa; Chordata; Actinopteri; Clupeiformes; Engraulidae
Gene: lrrc4cb
Product: leucine rich repeat containing 4C, genome duplicate b
Exons: 3
Coding region: 204-2102 (632 amino acids)
Biological process (GO): modulation of chemical synaptic transmission; synaptic membrane adhesion; regulation of axonogenesis
Cellular component (GO): glutamatergic synapse; plasma membrane; postsynaptic density membrane
Molecular function (GO): cell-cell adhesion mediator activity
Source: RefSeq, a predicted model, not a curated record
CGCGGGUCUACCCAACAUCCUACCGUACAUGGAAUAAGGAAGGCUACACAGCGUCGACUGUCGAAGCUCCUGUGGAUUUUUUCUUUAUUUUAACAAAUAUCAUUCCGUUUAUUUCCCAAGAUUCAUGCGUUUCAGCGUUAUAUAAAUGCACUGUCUAAUUCCAGAGAUUUGGAGGGUGCAGAUCAGCAGCUGAUAAAUUAUGAAUGUUGAACAAGAUGAGCUCUUCCCACUGGAUCCGGAUGAUGCGAGGGCCUAGAUGGAAGGGCGCCGCCGCAGUGUCUGACCCGCUCUUCCUGCUGCUGCUCCUGCUGCAGCUGCUGGUGGUGGCCGGGCUGGUGCGCGCCCAGACCUGCCCGUCCGUCUGCUCCUGCAGCAACCAGUUCAGCAAGGUGAUCUGCACGCGCCGGGCGCUGCGCGACGUGCCCGAUGGCGUCUCCACCAACACGCGUUACCUGAACCUACAGGACAACCUCAUACAGGUGAUCAAGGUGGACAGCUUCAAGCAUCUGCGUCACCUGGAGGUCCUCCAGCUCAGCAAGAACCACAUCCGCAGCAUCGAGAUCGGCGCCUUCAACGGCCUGGCCAGCCUCAACACGCUGGAGCUCUUCGACAACCGCCUUACCACCAUCCCCAACGCCGCCUUCGAGUACCUGUCCAAGCUCAAGGAGCUGUGGCUGCGCAACAACCCCAUCGAGAGCAUCCAUGCGUACGCCUUCAACCGCCUGCCCUCGCUGCAGCGCCUCGACCUGGGCGAGCUCAAGAGGCUCUCGUACGUCUCGCAGGCCGCCUUCAAGGGCCUCAGCAACCUGCGCUACCUGAACCUGGGCAUGUGCAACCUGAAGGAGAUCCCCAACACGGUGCCCCUGGAGCGGCUCGAGGAGCUGGAGCUGUCGGGCAACCAGCUCUCGGUGCUCCAGCGCGGCUCGUUCCGGGGGCUGGCCAACCUCAAGCGUCUGUGGAUGAUGCACGCCCAGAUCCAGACCAUCGAGAGGAACACCUUCGACGACCUGCAGACGCUCGUCGAGCUCAACCUGGCCCACAACAACCUGACGCUGCUGCCCCACGAGGUGUUUAGCCCUUUACAGCGAUUGGAGAGGGUGCACCUGCACCACAACCCUUGGAACUGCAACUGUGACAUCCUUUGGCUCAGCUGGUGGCUGAAGGAGGUGGCGCCGGCGAACGUCAGCUGCUGCGCCCGUUGCUUCUCGCCGGUCAACUUCCGGGGACGGUACAUCGGCGACCUGGAUCAGAGUUACUUUCAGUGUCACGCUCCCGUCAUAGCGGACCCCCCCACGGACCUUAACGUGACGGAGGGGAGUCCCGCGGAGCUCAGGUGCGGGACCAACACCUGGACCUCGCUCACCUGGCAGACCCCGAACGGCACCAUCAUCAACUUCGGGGUAGCCCCGCCCAGAACCUCCAUCCUCAACGACGGCACGCUGGUCUUCUACAACUUGUCGACGGCCGACACGGGAAGGUACACGUGCGUCGUCGUCAACAUGGCGGGCAACACGACGUCCUCAGCCUUCCUGAACGUCUCGACCGUCGACAACAGCGGCGUCACCUACUUCACCACGGUGACCGUGGAGAUCACUGAGACGCCCAACGAGGGCACGCCGCCGGUGCUGCCUGGCAACCACUGGUCCUCCACCACCACGCGGGGCACGCCGGUCUCCACGGAGCGCGCCUACACCAUCCCCGUGACGGACGUGGACGCGGACGGCGUGGACGGGCUGGACGAGGUGAUGAAGACCACCAAGAUCAUCAUCGGCUGCUUCGUGGCCAUCACGCUCAUGGCCGCCGUCAUGCUCAUCAUCUUCUACAAGAUGCGCAAGCAGCACCACCUGACGGACCCGGACGGCCCCGCCCAGGCCAUCGAGAUCAUCAACGUGGACGAGGAGCUGACGGGCAUCCCCUCGCUGGAGAACCACCACCUUACGCUGCCCCCGCUGGGCCACCACGAGCACUACAACCACUACAACGCCUAUAAGACUGCGUACAACCACCACCACGGCCCCAUCAGCUCUUUGCAUACGUCCGCGCAUGAACCUUUACUAAUCCAGGCCAGCUCGAAAGACAAUGUGCAAGAGACGCAAAUCUAAGACACAAAUCUA